GGCUGACAGCCUCUUCUUCUUGGCCAAGCAUUACUCAGGAAAUCUAACUUAAAACAGUGGGAAUAUACAGGACUUUUUCAGACCACCCAGAGUUAACUUUAAGUUAAACAUCUGAUGGCAUGAGAGCAGGAGCUUCCUGUUAUUGGCGCAGCAUAUAUCUCUGCAGACUGUGGUCUAUCAUUGGCAGCAUUUUCAUGAAAACUUGAAGCAGUUCUCCCUUUUAUCUUCUUGACUCCGAGUGGGACUGCUAUCAGAAUGGAUCCAAUGGAGAUUGAUGACAGCUUGUCUAUGAGGAAGAACCUCGUUACUGAAGUGGAUCUACAUGAAAAAAAGUCCCCCUUCAGAUGUGUCUCUGUAUGUCUUGGAUUACUGUGUGCUCUCCUUUUGGCUGGAAUCAUAGGACAGUUCAUCUACUAUCACAAAGCCAGUCAGUCAUCAGAAGCCCCAAUUCAGGAUGGAUCUGCAGAGAGGGAAGAGUUAAAGGCCACACUGAGUAACAUGACAAAAGACAAAGAGCAGCUGCAGAAAAGCUACAGCACCUUAGAACAAGAGAGGGAUCAUUUACAGACAAACUACAAUGACCUGCAGAAGAACUCUGCUAAACUGCAAGGAGAAAAGGAUGAGAUACAGAGGAAUUAUUCCUCACUGCAGAGUGACAAGGACCAGUUGCAAAUUCACUGCACAAAUCUGAAUGAGAGUAAAAAUCAACUUGAAAACAGAUACCGGUCACUGUCCAAAGACAAGGAUGCAUUGCAAGUGCAUUGUGAUGCACUGCAGAGAGACAAAGAUCAGCUACAGUCAAACUGCAGUGAUUUUGAAACAGUUAAAGAUCAGUUAGAGAAGAACAUCGAAAAUGUAAGAGUUAACCUGACUAAAGAGAGAGACCAACUGCAGGAAAGCUACAAUACCCUAAAACAAGAGAAAGAUCAGCUACAAACAAACUAUGAUGGCGUGCAGACGUAUCUGACUAACCUGCAAACACAAAAGCACGACUUACAGACACAGUUUAACACCAUGAGCACAAACAGAGAUGAGCUACAGAGGAGCAAUUAUGCACUGAAGAGUGAAAAGGACCAGUUACAAAGAAGCAAAGAUGACUUGCAAAGCCAAUAUGAUACUCUGCAGAAGGAGAAAGAUAAGCUGAGGACCAACUACGACAAUUUGAGAAAUGCUAAUAAUCACUUGUAUGAGGAGGUUGAGAGACUCGCAAAAAGGCCUUGUCCAUCAGGCUGGAAACGGCUGAAUGGAAGCUGUUUCUAUUUUUCAGCCCAUUCGAGCAGCUGGUUUUCAUGCCGAGACUUCUGCAUCAACUUAGGAGCCCGUCUGGCAAUCUUAAACACCAGGGAAAAAAUGAAAUUUGUCAACCGGUUGCUGGGAAAAGGCCUGAAUGCCUGGAUUGGACUGUUUGACACUGCCGAAGAAGGAACCUGGAAGUGGAUAGAUGGGAGUUCUGUAACAAAUACAUUCUGGGAGCCCGGUCAGCCCAACAGCUACGGAGGAGAGCAGGACUGUGGUGAAAUCGUGCAGAAGGGAGAAGUUGGAGAGUGGAACGAUGAAGGGUGUUCUAAUAGUAAUAUGUGUAUUUGUGAAAGCUAACAGGCCUGUUAUAAAGCCUGCAGUUAAAUCACUCUGCAAUCACAUUUGAGUUUUGACACACUAACCUUCAUGUAUUUACUUCCCUAAUUGAUGCCAUGCUGUUAUUGAUUGCAUGUAAUGAACAUCAAGCUGAUGAUUGGUGUUAUCCUGAAUUAACUGUACUGUGCUUUGUCGUGACUAGUCCUGAUAGUGACUGUUCCAUGGCUUAUGGUAAAAUUGCCUCCUGUAUGACAAAAAUGAAUGCUAUUAAUGAAUGUAAAUAGAUGAUUUAUACUAGGUGUAUGUCACAGAGCACAUGAAUUAAUAAUUACUAUACAACACUGGUGUUUAUAUUUUACUAGUAUGUAGACGUGUCUGUGUUCAAACAGGUGUGUACACAUGAAUAAAACUUGA
Molecule: messenger RNA, 1989 nt
Organism: Cheilinus undulatus (humphead wrasse)
Lineage: Eukaryota; Metazoa; Chordata; Actinopteri; Labriformes; Labridae
Product: C-type lectin domain family 4 member K-like
Exons: 7
Coding region: 256-1596 (446 amino acids)
Source: RefSeq, a predicted model, not a curated record